This is a messenger RNA of Lolium perenne, 1506 nucleotides long. RefSeq lists its product as uncharacterized. NCBI's taxonomy places the organism in Eukaryota, Viridiplantae, Streptophyta, Magnoliopsida, Poales, Poaceae. The record is from RefSeq and is a predicted model, not a curated record. Gene Ontology annotation, molecular function: protein binding.
AUGCCGACGUUGCGUCGAGUGCGGCGGCGCACGGUUGACGGCGAGGAUCACCUCAGCGCGCUCCCUGACGAUCUGAUCCUCCUCAUAGUAAGCAGGCUGGCCACCCGGACGGCGCUCUCCACGGCUGUCCUCGCCAGGCGCUGGGCGCACAUCCCGCGCGAGCUGGCGGCGCUCGACUUCAGGGUGAGCGACAUACUCCCGCCGGAGUAUGACCGGACCGUCGCCCUCCGCCAGCGCAAUCUGCCGCGUGACACGACUUUGGCCAGGAUACUCGACGGUCUCAUGGUGGACUGCGAGAUCGAUACGAUGAGGACGUUCGCCAACGGAGUGACGAGCUUCCUGGAUGCGGAUGGUGCCCAGGACCGGCGCCUGAAGAUCCUCCGUCUCGAGUUUUUUCAGACACAUGAAAGCAUCUGCGCAGACCGCAUGAUCACCGCCGCGGUCGGCGCGUGGGGAGUGGAAGAUCUGGAGGUCGUCGUCAGGCUAGCGUCCGGCGAUGAUCAGACGCCGGCCUACAGCUUGCCUCACGACUGCCUCAACGCCCGGUCCCGUCUUCGAAGCCUGACGCUGGGAAAGUGCUGCUCACUGCUGUCGCUGCACAGCUACGGCACGCUCACCAAGCUCGUCCUGCGUGACAUUCCCACUUCCACGACCGUAGACGUGUACGAGAGGGUGUUCAAAGACUGCACCGGGCUACAGGUGCUUCACCUCAUCUCCUGCUGUUGUGCACAUCACACUUUGGUUGUGGACGCGCCGUGUUCACAGAUUAGGGAGCUCGUCGUGGAAGAGUGUUCUUUCAUGGAGAUCAAGCUGCGCAACCUCCCAAUGCUUGUUCGCCUGGCAUUCUGCCUAACCGAUACUCUAAGGAUUGAAUUCGGCUCGGUUCCGUGCCUCAUGGACACUAACCUCACAUUCUCUAUGGAGGAUGAUAGUCUAGUGGCGCUACGGCGUCCAGUGGAUAAGUUCGACUCGUUCCUUGGUAUGUCCCCCACCAUGGCGAACCUCGUCAUCCGAUUUACCAGGCUCAGAAGAUGGAUUGGGCCAAGUCAUACUAAGAGGCAGUUGCCGGACCUGAAAAGGCUCCUUGUGGCCGACAUGCCUUCAAACUGGGACAUCUCAUGGACACGCGGCCUCCUGAUGGCCUCGCCAUUUCUCGAGGUCCUGCACAUUCAUGUGCCUCAGUCGGAAACAGGGCCAGAUUACCUUCGCGGGAUGAAUUGGUCGAAAACGCAUAUUAAUCUUCGGCACCAUCACCUCAAGGAGCUAGUCGUGAUUGGUUUCACGCAGCGCAACAUAUGGCUUUUCAAGUAUGUUGUGAGGGUUUGCACAUCGUUGCAACGAGUUGUUCUGCUGAAGGAUGGCCAUGUUCGAUACAAGGGACUCUGGGAUUGGCAGAUGGUCGGGCAGUCAACAUGUACCUCAUGGAGCGAUGAUGAAAAGCUGGUGGCGAGAAGAAUGAUAAAAGAGUUUGGGCUCAGGCCUCUUGCUGAACUCAUCUUGGGAUGA